Messenger RNA from Candidozyma auris, 5547 nucleotides. RefSeq names its product Arf family guanine nucleotide exchange factor SEC7 (gene SEC7). Gene Ontology annotation, molecular function: guanyl-nucleotide exchange factor activity. The transcript has a single exon. Bases 1 to 5547 code for a protein of 1848 amino acids. NCBI's taxonomy places the organism in Eukaryota, Fungi, Ascomycota, Pichiomycetes, Serinales, Metschnikowiaceae. Gene Ontology annotation, biological process: regulation of ARF protein signal transduction. The record is from RefSeq and is a predicted model, not a curated record.
AUGAGUGAUACUGAACAACCGAAAGUUUCGGGAGAGGUGGCCAGUGAGGCACCUAGAGACGAGGUCUCUGGAACCAGGAGCUUCGCAAACGAAGCAAUCGAAGUGCAAGAAGCGAAAAUUGAAAAAUCACUCGAAGAAAACGCCGAAGAGGCGAACCAGGACAAGCCUGGUGAAGCAGAAGGCGAAGUUAUCGAGGAUACUAGUGCUAAUGGCGCUGAUUUGAAUGAAAAGCAUGAAGGCGACCCCAAUGAGGAGAUCACAGGCAAAUCAGCAUCUGAUAAGCCUGACAAUGAAGAAGCCAGAGGCGAAAACCACUCAGAUUUGAAUCAGUCGACCGAAAAUGACAAAUCCAAUGACUCAGAGGCAGAUCAGACUACAGAGGCCAACGAACCGAAUGACUUCCAGCAAAAUGGCUUUGCCCACGACAAACCACUACCCAAAAUCAGCAUCGGCAACGAAGAAGAGGCACCUAAGGAGCAGCAGCUACCUGCCAAAAAGUACUUCAAUGCUUCAGUCGACAAUAUCCAAAUAUUCAACAAGACAUUCGAGCAAAUUUUGAGCAGCAAGGAAGCGAAGAAGAACGAGAACUUGAAGAACGCUACGCAACGGGCGAUCGACUCUUUGAACAACUCUUCGUCGAGAGAUCCUCAUGUCAUAUACGAAGCUUUGAAGUUGGCGUGCGAGUUGGGCAGUCACGAAGUAAAACGCAAUGCUGUGGAUUUGUUCGCCAAGCUUUUCGACUACGCGCUGUUUGAAGAUGAGAGUGAUAGGGUCAAGCUCACAGACGACUCCGUGGAUGUUGUUUCUGCAUGUUUCGAAGGUGAAGGCACGGAUCCUGAGGUUGAAUUGCAAGUUGUCAGAGCAUUGAUGCACAGCAUCGUCUUAAUGCCAACACACGGGGCAUCUCUAUUGAAAGCAGUGAGACAAAUUUACAAUGUUUUCAUCUUUUCGCUAAACUCAAGAAACCAAGGGGUUGCGCAGGGCACUCUAACUCAAGUGAUUGGCACCAUCUUCCUGAGAGUGCAUGAAACCUUUGCAAACAAGUCUAGAAUGUCGAAGUCAAGCAGCAACAUCAACCUAAGACCGGAAGACUCCACACAAGAGGAGAGCGGACCCAAAGAAAAGCUCACGCUAGCAGAAUUAGAAAGAAACACAAACUCAAGCAUAGAUCUGCAACGAGUGAAUGAAGCUAAUUUAGCCUCGGAAAAUGAUGAAGACAUAGCUGUGAAAGACGCCUUCUUGAUUUUCAGAGCCAUGUGCAAGCUUUCAAUCAAAGAUCUCGAUACUGAUAAUGUUGAUAUGAAGUCCCAUUCUGUUCGUUCAAAACUUCUUUCCUUGCACAUCAUCCACACAAUUUUGAAGAAUAAUAUUGACAUUUUUUUGAGCAAAGAUGUGGAAAUUCUCUCCAACAAUUCUGAUGACAGAACUCGUCUUAUUGAUGCCGUGCGCUCAUAUUUGUGUCAAGCACUCAUUAAAAAUGCCGCUUCUCCUUUAGCUCCAAUCUUCGAGUUAGCCUUGGAGAUAUACUGGCUUUUGAUCUCUAAUUUGCGUUCAGACUUCAAAAUGGAAAUUCCCGUGUUUUGGGAGCAGAUUUAUAUGCCAGUUGCUGAGAUGAAGACUUCGACUCCUCAUCAAAAGCGUUACUUGCUUUCAAUUAUUGAGCGCCUUUGCAACGACUCUCGUUGCCUCAUCGAGUUUUACUUGAAUUACGACUGCGAUAGCAAUCAACCCAACAUAUGUGAGAAGAUCGUGGACUUGCUUACAAAGUUAUCUUUGUCUCGUGUCGAAGUAACAUCCACUCAAAAAGCGGCUUAUCGUGAUAAUGGCCGCAAAGGAAUAUCAUUGUAUGACAUAAGCAAAAUCAGCAACUUGACAAGUACAGCAAUCUCAUCGAAGCCACCUGAGCCAGACGUCUACAAUCUCUUUCCCCUUGAGUACGCGAUGAAGAUCACAUCCAUUAAUUGCACAGUUGCUUUCUUAAGAUCCCUUUAUUCAUGGGCUCAGAAGAGUCUCCACACAUCCAACAAGCUAAGUAACGGCAUCAACAGCGCUUCGAAAACUAGCCUUAAUGCGAGCAGGAGCUCCAACGUUGAGUCGCCGAACGAUAGUCAAACCAACUCGAGAAAUGCUUCAUUUGUUGUAUCUAACAAUGAGCCUUCAGAGAUCCACGACGAUCCCGAACAAUUCCAAAACCUGAAACAAAGAAAGAAAGCCUUCUUGGAAGGAGUAAGACAAUUCAACUCGAAACCGAGAAAGGGUAUCAAAAGCUUGAUUGAACACGGAUUUAUAGCGUCAGAUGAUCCCUUGGACAUUGCGAAGUUUUUGCUCAAUACUGAGACCUUGAAUAAGGCAGCCAUUGGUGAGUUUCUUGGCGAUGGUGACGAGAAGAACGUUGCCAUCAUGCAUGCUUUCGUGGAUCAGAUGAACUUCAACAAUACCGGCUUCGUUGAUGCUAUGAGAACAUUCUUACAGGCCUUCAGAUUACCAGGGGAAGCACAAAAGAUUGACAGGUUUAUGUUGAAAUUUGCCGAGCGUUAUGUACUUGGCAACCCAGGUAUCUUUUCAAACGCCGAUACAGCGUAUGUUCUUGCAUACUCUGUGGUCAUGUUGAAUACAGAUCAGCAUUCUCCUCAAGUCAAGCAAAGAAUGACAGUGGACGGAUUCAUUGCAAACAAUGGAGGUAUAGAUGACGGUAAAGAUUUGCCAAGAGAAUUUCUCGAGAAAAUCUACUAUGAAAUUCAGCAGAAUGAGAUCAAGUUGCAAUCCGAACAACAUGCUGCUCUUCUUGCAGGUGACACAUCUGUCGCUCCCGUAUCUUCGGUAGGAUUCUUUGGAGGUAGAGACUUGACGAAAGAGGCCUAUUUGCACGCCUCUAAAGAAAUGUCAACGAAGACAGAGAAGCUUGUUAAGAGUUUGGGUAAGAAGUUGAAGUCCGAUGACUCUCUGAGUGCUAUCUUCCAUGCCGCUUCCCACGUUAUUCAUGUAAGGACUAUUUUUGAAACAGUAUGGAUGUCGAUUUUGGCAGGUUUAACUCCACCAUUCAAGGAAUUUGACGAGGAAGAUAUCACCAAUGUGUGCCUCGAGGGUAUUAAAUUGUCCAUAAAGAUUGCUUGUAUGUUUGAUAUACCAUACGCGAAGAAAUCUUAUAUCAGCGCGUUGGUACAGUUUCAGAGUUUAUCUAACAUGGAAAACAUCAAGCCGAAAAAUAUAUCAGCCAUCUACAUCAUGUUAGAUAUUGCCAUCAAUGAAGGCAACCAUCUCAAAUCAGACUGGAUUCAAGUGUUGACCUCUAUCUCACAACUUGAACGCUUGCAGCUAAUUGCUCAAGGUGUUGAUCAAGAUUCGAUUCCCGAUGUCUCUGUUGCAAAAUUAGUGAACAGAACGUCCAUUGACAGCACAACUUCAUCUGGUUUCUUCAGUCUGUUUACUCCAUCGCAGUCUGCAUCAAUGAAGUUCCACAAUCAACAUUUGUCUCCUCAGGCUGCACAGCUCUUGUCGAGGACUGAGCUAAGCGUUGCUAUGGACAAAGUGUUCACAAACAGUGCCGAAUUGUCAGGUGAGGGUAUUAAGGAUUUCAUUGAAGCUCUUAGCAAAGUUGUGUCCGAAGAGAUUGAGUCGUCAGGACUGUCUUCAAACCCACGUAUGUUCUCCCUUCAGAAGGUUGUCGACAUCUGUUACUAUAACAUGAGCAGAAUUCGUUUGGAGUGGUCUCAGUUAUGGGCAAUUAUGGGCGAAGUUUUCAACGUCGUUGGAUGUAACCCGAACGUCAACGUGUCCUUCUUCGCUUUGGACUCACUUCGUCAAUUGUCUUCAAGGUUUAUGAAUAUUGAGGAAUUGGCUCAAUUUAAAUUCCAAAAAGAGUUCUUGAAACCCUUUGAGCACAUCAUCAUAAACAACCCCUCUUACGACGUGAAAGACAUGGUUGUUGAAUGCAUGAAUAACUUGGUCUUGGCUAAUGCGUCUCAAAUCAAAUCUGGCUGGAAGACCAUCUUUAAGGUUCUCACUGCAGCAGCUCGAGAGAAGAAAGAUUCCUUGGUAACCAAGGCUUAUAAAUUGGCCUUCACCAUCAACAAAGAAUACAGCGAAGAGGUUCGCAUCCAGGAUUCUUUUUCGGAUAAGGUUGAGUGCUUCACUCAGUUUGCUAAAAAUGAGAAAUUUCAAAAGGUUGGUCUACUCUCCCUUGAAGUGUUACUGAAGAUGAUCAUCAGGAUUGCUACGUUGACGGAAGAGCAAGGUAAGAGCGGUAAAUUAAUGAUUGCUGGAUCCGAAAAUGCUGACUCUUCGAGAAAACUCUGGUUCCCUGUUCUUUUUGGAUUUUAUGAUAUCAUCAUGACUGGAGAGGAACUUGAGGUCCGCUCUAGAACAUUGACCCACUUCUUUGAUGUUCUUCUGAACUACGGUCCAAAUUUCAAGGAAGGUUUUUGGGAGGAAAUUUCUCAAAAGCUUUUGUUCCCUAUCUUUAGUGUGUUGACGGGCCCUUGGAAAUUGAAGUACGAGGAGAAUGGAAGCAUCUCAGAGCGCGACAGGUUAUCGUUUUGGGUUUCCACAACCUUGAUCCAAGCUUUAAAUAGCAUGGUGUCGCUUUUCACCCAGUAUUUCGAUAACCUUACACCUAUGUUGAAGGAGUUUUUGGACUUAUUCAUCAAUUGUAUUUGUCAAGAGAAUGAUACCAUCGCCAGAACCGGCAAGUCGUGCUUACAGGACUUCUUGGUCAGGAACGCAAACCGGUUCAGUGAGCAACAAUGGAACCUUGUUACUGAUGCGUUCGAGUCGUUGUUUAAACUAACUACAGCCAACGAGUUGUUUAACUUGGAUCCUUUGAAGAAACGAGGGUCUGAAGAUGAUAGUAUAGAUGUUCCUCUAGAUUUGAACGACUCUUCUAUGCAAUCUCAAGAAGUAUCGUCUCCAAUCGUUGAUGAAAACGAGGAGAGAUUGCAAAGAUCGAAGGACAAAUCUUCCAUUGUUGUCAAGUGUGUUCUUCAAUUGUUGAUGAUCGAGACUUUACUGGAGCUCUCAGUCGAAGAGGCGUUCUACGACAACGUACCACACCAACAUCUCAUGAGGCUUGCUCAUUUGUUGAAGUCCAGUUACAACUUCGCAAGAACGUUUAAUGAUGACUAUGAUUUGAGGGUCAGACUUUGGAACGCCGGUGUGAUCGAGAGACUUCCCAAUUUGCUCAAGCAAGAAAGCAUGUCUUCGGCCGUUUUUUUGAACAUAAUGUUCAGGCUCUAUUGUGACAAUAAUAAGGUGAGUGGAGAAGCUAAGGAUACAAUACUCGAGUCAGUUGUGCCACUUUCAAAUGCAAUUGUGGAGAAAUUCGCCGAGUUUGACGAGUCCAACCAGCAAAAGAGCAUAUCAACGUGGAAACCAGUGACCAUUGAGAUUCUCAGAGGCUUCGUUGAGCUCGACGAAGCCGAUUUCAACAAGCACGCACCUACCAUGUAUAAAUUGUUGCUCGCUUUGUUCAACAGAGGCAUGUCGCAAGAAUUGAGAAAAGCGUACCAGAUGUUUUUAACAAGAGUUGGCGACGUGUUUCUUCAAGGCUAA